Drosophila erecta is the source of this 367-nucleotide messenger RNA. Its product is annotated as male accessory gland serine protease inhibitor. Lineage: Eukaryota; Metazoa; Arthropoda; Insecta; Diptera; Drosophilidae. Gene Ontology annotation, molecular function: serine-type endopeptidase inhibitor activity. The coding region runs from base 59 to 295 and encodes 78 amino acids. The record is from RefSeq and is a predicted model, not a curated record. The transcript is spliced from 2 exons.
GUUUUGGUUUCAGAAUUUUGUUGUCUUAGCCAGAGAAAGGUUCCUACUAUUUUUCGCCAUGAAGCUGCUGAUCCUUCUUUUUGUGUUCAUCGCUCUUGCAACCAAUUCCCUGGCUCUGAAAAAUGAAAUCUGUGGCCUUCCGCACUCUCAAGUGGGAAUUUGCAGGGCACUUCUAACCAGAUGGUCCUACGAUUCAAACAACAAACAGUGCGUGGAAUUUAUCUACGGAGGAUGUGGUGGCAACGACAAUAAUUUUGGUACGAAGGGAAGUUGUGAACAAAAGUGCUUGGAAUAAAAUGUUAAUAAGCUAAGGCCAAUAUAAUAUGCCGAGCAUAGAAAUAUAAUUUCUCAUUUAAACUAAAUAAUA